Messenger RNA from Striga hermonthica, 814 nucleotides. The record is from the annotation of a GenBank genome assembly. Lineage: Eukaryota; Viridiplantae; Streptophyta; Magnoliopsida; Lamiales; Orobanchaceae.
CUCUGUGUUAUUGCGGGAGGAAGGGACAGCCCAAUUUCCGAUCUAUUACGUAAGUAAGGUGAUGCAAGGGGCAGAGAGGAGGUACUCAGAGAUUGAAAAAGGGGCCUUGGCAGUGGUGGUCACCGUAAGGAAGUUGAGACCAUAUUUCUUGGGACAUAGAGUGAAGGUCCGAACGAACAUGCCAAUGGGAGAAACACUGGGUCGACCCUCCGUGUCAGGGCGGUUAGUCAAAUGGGCGGUCGAGCUGAGUGAAUACACAAUUAUCUAUGAGCCAAGGAGGGCGAUUAAAGCUCAAGCACUUGCUGACUUUAUACAAGAGGGGACGAAGGAGAGCGAGGAGUCUGAAGGGGUGUGGCAAGUGUUUGCAGAUGGUUCGGUGUCGAGGGCUGGAGGUGGCCUAGGCAUCGUACUUAUGUCGCCGAAAGGUGACAGCCUGGUGUUCGCAAUCAAGGUGGCCUACCAGAUAUCAAAUAAUGAAGCGGAAUACGAAGCGGUCAUUAAGGGACUAAAACUGGCCUUAAGUGGCGGAGCUCGAGCAGUGCAGGUGCAUUCAGACUCACAAUUGAUGGUGGGUCAAUUCCAGGAAGGGUUUGAGGUCCGGGAAGAAAGGAUGAUGAAGUAUGUGGAGGAGAUAAAGAAGCUGCGGGGAGAGUUUGAUUCUUUCGAAUUAAUCCAGAUACCUAGAGGAGAAAAUGGUCGAGCGGAUCUGUUAGCUAAAAUGGCACAAAGUCUGGUGGACUGCAAGAGCAGAAGUUUGACCUUGCUUCACAUGGAGAAGAGUGUGGUCGAGAAGGAGGUGGUCGAGAUAGAAGAA